GACACGAGUGUCUGAUUGCUCUAGCCCUGCGCUGUGAAGUCUCAUCCCAGUGCAGCUUAGAGCAGCUGGAGGCUGUGACUGGUUGUGAAUUAGCUGUAGUGCAGUCUCUGUUACUGCACUUUCUGUGUGUAACUAUGAUCAGAAGCCCAGGGUUUUCCAGCUAUUUGGGAGCUUUCAAGUUCUCUGAGAAACAAGAUUUCAACAAGGAAAACUUAAGCUUUAUUGGAUUCCCACAUCAAAGGAAAGUUCCAAGCUUUCAGAAAGAGUUCUUGCUUGAAAAUAAAGAACAACUUACUAACUGUGAAAGAAGAAUCAAUGCUAAACUUUUAACUGCACUUCCUAAAGUUGCAGAAUUAAGAAAAAUCUUUGAGCCAGAGAGGAAAGAAUUUUUAAAAAUGAAAAGAAAAGAAAGAAUCGCCAGGCGCUUAGAAGGAAUUGAAACGGACACCCAGCCCAUCCUCUUGCAGAGUUGCACAGGGUUAGUGACUCACCGGCUGCUGGAGGAAGACACGCCCAGAUACAUGCGAGCCACAGACCCAGCCAGCCCCCACACGGGCCGAUCAAAUGAAGAGGAAGAAACUUCUGAUUCUUCUUUAGAAAAGCAGACUCAACCUAAACACUGCACAGAAACCUCAGGUAUCCAUGGUGACUCAUCUUACAGUUCAGGUAUGGACACCCAGGGUCUUGAGUCCAAAGCUGAAAGGAUUGCAAGGUACAAAGCGGAGAGGAGACGGCAACUGGCAGAAAAAUAUGGGCUAGCUCUGGAUUCUGAAGCAGACUCCGAAUCUUUGUCUCGAUAUACCAAGUCCAGGAGGGAGCCAGAUGCUGUUGAGAAAAGGGGAGGAAAAAGUGACAGGCCGGCUGAGUCAAGCAAAGAUUUCAGUUCUCUGUACUCCAGCACUGAGAUCCCAAGGCUCAAGACCUGCGUGGCUGAAUCCCAGGACUAUGCCCUCCAUGCCAGGGACAGUGUUUCCAACACAGAGGUGCUGCUAAACAUGGAAAACCAAAGACGAGGUCAAGAGCUGAAUGCCACUGGGCAGCAGGCCCUGGACCUGCCCCCCACAGUUGAGAGUUCCUCAUCCUUCCAGUUUUGCGGGCAAGACUGCUCCUUCAGUGAGGUGCCAAAGUCCCCAAAGCAAAUGCACAGCAUGCCCCUCUCUUCACCUGGGCAGCCAGCAUCCCCAAGCCACUCUGGUGACCCGCCACUCCCCGCUGAAGCUCGAUCAAGUACAGGGAAACUCAAACAUGAGUGGUUUCUGCAGAAAGAUUCCGAAGGGGACACACCUUCACUUAUCAACUGGCCUUCCAGAGUUAAAGUUAGAGAAAAAUUGGUGAAAGAGGAGAGUGCUCGCAGCAGCCCUGAACUUGCCUCAGAGUCCUUAAGUCACAGGAGACGCCAGCCCAUGCCAGGGCAUUACCUGUCCUUUCAUUCAGAAAACUCGGCCUUCGAUAGGGUCACGAGCAAGGCAGCCAGCUCUGCACGACAGCCGAUCCGUGGCUAUGUCCAACCAGCAGAUCCUGUGCACUCUGCCAUGCUGGUGACCUCAGAAACCCCAGAAAGUGUGUCUGAGUGCAGCUGGGUGGGAUCAGCCACCCAGAAUGUCAUAAAGCCUCCCGCCCUGAAGGUUCUCGAAGGUGAGAGAAGAGAUACCCCCAUUCUCCAUAUUUGUGAAUCACAAGCAGAAGACGACGUGCCCCUCACUGAAGCUCUCGAGAAAAGCAGGAAAGCACUAUUGGCUUUAGAGGAUGGGGGGCUUGAGAGAAGCCACGAGGACACUUCUGGAAAUGAGGACUUUGGUAAGCCUGCCGCUCUUGGCACCAUCACCUUAGAACAUCGGAAGGAGCCAGAAAGUCUUUCACACCCACCUCAAGCUCAGCACCAGUUCACUGAGAGAAUGGGCAGGAGUGAAAUGGUUUCCUAUGUUCAGAGUGAGCCUGUAUCCCAAGAUGCCAGAGUGACAGGUCACAAAAAAGAAGCACCUAGAAGGAAGCGCAAGGUCCUCACCCGCUCCCUGUCUGACUACACGGCCCCCCCUCAGCUCCAAGCCCUGAAGAGUAAGCACCCAACUGCAGAGGGACAGCUGGAGCUGCAGGGUCCCAAAGCUGAGGGGCCCCACUCGGAGCUGAGCGUGCUGGACACCAAGGUCUCUGUCGCCCAGCUCCGAAGUGCAUUUCUGGAGUCUGCCAAUGCCAGCAAGAAACCUGAAUUCCAAUCACGGCUUGAGAGGUCAACCAAAGGAGUUGGCUUGCCUACCAGUGUGGAACGGGAGAGAGGGUCCCAGAAACCACGACGCUAUUUUUCUCCUGGUGAAAGUAGAAAAACUUCUGAGAGAUUUAGAACUCAACCUAUAACCUCAGCAGAACGAAAGGAAUCAGAUAGGUCUACUUCAAAUUCAGAAAUGCCAACUGCUGAGGAUGAAGAAAAGGUAGAUGAACGAGCCAAACUGAGUGUUGCUGCCAAGAGGCUGCUUUUCCGGGAAAUGGAAAAGUCAUUUGAUGAGAAAAAUGUUCCAAAGCGAGGUUCGAGAAGUGCGGCCGUGGAGCAGAGGCUGCGGCGUCUGCAGGACAGAUCCCACACCCAGCCCGUGACCUCCGAGGAGGUGGUCAUGGCAGCCACUGAACCUCUCCCUGCUUCGUGCUCUGUGGCCACCCACCCUGUAUUGACAAGACUUCCUAGUCCCACUGUAGCUAAGAGCACUGUGCAGCCUGCCAGAUUACAGGCAUCUGCUCACCAAAAGGCUUUAGCCAGAGACCAGGCAAAUGAGGGCAAAGAUUCUGCUGAACAAGGUGAACCUGAUUCCUCCACUCUAAGCUUGGCAGAGAAGUUGGCCUUGUUUAACAAAUUGUCCCAGCCAGUCUCAAAGGCUAUUUCUACCCGAAACAGAAUAGACACGAGACAGAGGAGAAUGAAUGCUCGCUAUCAAACUCAGCCGGUAACGCUUGGAGAGGUGGAACAGGUACAAAGUGGAAAGCUCAUUCCUUUCUCGCCCACUGUUAACACUUCUGUGUCCACCAUGGCAUCUACAAUCACUCCUAUGUACGCAGGGGACCUUCGGACAAAGCCAUCCAUGGAUGACAACACAAGUGUCACUGGCUAUAAGUUUCCUUCUUCCAUAGAAAAUGUAGAUUCUUCGAUUAGAAGCACUCUGAAGCCCCAAUCCUGUCAGCCUUCAGUAGAGGACAGUGGGAGCAAAGGUAUGUUUAGAGAUUAUGGAGAGACGGAAAGCAAGAGAGUCUUGACAGGUAGAGAUGGUGGUGUUAAAAAUGGAUCCUUUGAGGAAGAAGAGCCAUCCUACCCUAUCCUCAAUCCAGUCCAGAAAGGAGACAGCCAUAAAGAACCUAAAUACGAUGUUCUGAGAAAAGGAAGCCUAGAGCUACCAAAUGCCCCUGUCUCCCUCCCUGGGGAUGAGGAGUUUUCCACUGCCAAAAGCACCACACAAGGGAACCCAGACUUGAAGGGCAGGCAGCCCUUUGAAGAGAAGGUGUACAUGGAGAAUGUCACAAAGAGGAAGUUUUCGCUGAGAGUGUCAGAGUUCGGGGAACCCACUUCUGAGCAGAGCGGCACAGUUGCUGGAAACAGUGUUGUUCAAGCUGCAGCCCCAGUGUCCUGGAAGCAACAAGAGCCUGCAGAGCUACCACAGGAGAAGCACUAUAAGAAUCCAUGUGCGAUGUUUGCUGCUGGAGAGAUCAGAAUGCCAACAGUGGAGGGCAGCCUUGAUUCACCCAGCAAAACCAUGUCAAUUAAAGAAAGAUUAGCACUGCUGAAGAAGAGUGGGGAGGAAGAUUGGAAAAACAGACUUACCAGAAAGCAGGAGUACGGCAAAACGACUGUUGCAAGUAGCCUGCACAUACAAGAAGUGGAACAGUCACUCAAGAAGAAGCAGGUCACAGAAAGUCGAGAGAGCCAAAUGACUAUCGAAGAGAGGAAGCACCUCAUCACUGUGAGAGAGGAAGCUUGGAAGACAAAAGGCAAAGGGGCAGCUAACGACUCCACCCAGUUUACCGUGGCUGGGAGAAUGGUGAAGAAAGGUUUGGCAUCACCCACUGCCAUAACGCCAGUAACGUCCCCUAUUUGCAGUAAAACAAGGGGCACAACACCCAUUUCCAAACCCCUGGAAGAUAUUGAAGCCAGACCAGACAUGCAGUUAGAAUCGGACCUGAAGUUGGACAGGCUGGAAAGCUUUCUGAGAAGGCUGAAUAACAAAGUUGGUGGGAUGCAAGAAACUGUACUCACUGUCACGGGCAAAUCUGUUAAGGAAGUGAUGAAGUUGGACGAUGACGAAACCUUUGCCAAAUUUUACCGCAGCAUGGAUGAUACCGUGCCAAGGAGCCCUGUAGAGCUGGAAGAAGAUUUUGAUGUUAUUUUCGACCCUUAUGCCCCCAAGUUGACAUCUUCUGUGGCCGAGCACAAGCGUGCAGUUAGACCCAAGCGCCGGGUUCAGGCUUCCAAAAACCCACUGAAAAUGCUGGCAGCAAGAGAAGACCUCCUUCAGGAAUAUACUGAGCAGAGACUAAAUGUCGCCUUUAUGGAGUCAAAACGGAUGAAAGUAGAAAAGAUGUCCUCCAACUCCAACUUCUCAGAAGUCACCCUGGCAGGUUUAGCCAGUAAAGAAAACUUCAGCAGCGUCAGUCUGCGAAGCGUCAACCUAACAGAACAGAAUUCUAACAACAGCGCAGUGCCCUACAAGAAGCUGAUGCUGUUGCAGAUCAAAGGAAGAAGACAUGUGCAGACAAGACUGGUGGAACCUCGAGCUUCGUCACUCAACAGCGGGGACUGCUUCCUCCUGCUCUCUCCCCACUGCUGCUUCCUGUGGGUGGGAGAGUUUGCAAAUGUCAUAGAAAAGGCAAAGGCCUCAGAACUUGCAACUUUAAUUCAGACAAAGAGGGAACUUGGUUGUAGAGCUACUUAUAUCCAAACUAUUGAAGAAGGAAUUAAUACACACACUCAUGCAGCCAAAGAUUUCUGGAAGCUUCUGGGUGGCCAAACCAGUUACCAAUCUGCUGGAGACCCAAAGGAAGACGAACUGUAUGAAACAGCCAUAAUAGAAACAAACUGCACUUACCGUCUGGUGGAUGACAAGCUUGUUCCUGAUGACGACUUCUGGGGGAAAAUCCCAAAGUGCUCCCUUCUGCAAUCAAAAGAGGUACUGGUGUUUGAUUUUGGUAGUGAAGUUUACGUGUGGCAUGGAAAAGAAGUUACAUUGGCACAACGGAAAAUAGCAUUUCAGCUCGCAAAGCACUUAUGGAAUGGAACCUUUGACUAUGAGAAUUGUGACAUUAACCCACUGGAUCCUGGAGAAUGCAAUACACUUAUUCCCAGAAAAGGACAGGGGCGGCCUGAUUGGGCAAUAUUUGGGAGACUUACAGAACACAAUGAGACUAUUUUGUUCAAAGAAAAGUUUCUCGAUUGGACUGAACUGAAGAGACCUAAUGAGAAGAACGCCAGUGAACUUGCCCAGCAGAAGGAAGAUCCUAGGGCUGAAGUCAAGCCAUACGAUGUGACCCGGAUGGUGCCAGUGCCCCAGACGACAGCUGGCACUGUGCUGGACGGGGUGAAUGUGGGCCGUGGCUAUGGCCUAGUGGAAGGGGAUGACCGCAGGCACUUUGAGAUUGCCAGUGUCUCGGUGGAUGUCUGGCAUAUCCUCGAAUUCGACUAUAGCAGGCUCCCCAAACAGAGCAUUGGGCAGUUCCACGAAGGGGACGCCUAUGUGGUCAAGUGGAAGUACAUGGUGAGCACUGCAGUGGGGAACCGACAGAAGGGAGAGCACUCCAUAAGGGUGGCUGGCAAAGAGAAGUGCGUCUACUUCUUCUGGCAAGGCCGGCAGUCGACUGUGAGUGAGAAGGGCACGUCAGCUCUGAUGACAGUGGAGCUGGAUGAAGAAAGGGGUGCCCAGGUCCAGGUCCUCCAGGGAAAGGAGCCCCCCUGUUUCCUGCAGUGUUUCCAAGGGGGGAUGGUGGUGCACUCCGGAAGACGGGAAGAGGAGGAAGAAAAUGCGCAAAGUGAGUGGAGGCUGUACUGUGUGCGAGGAGAAGUGCCCAUGGAAGGAAAUUUGCUGGAAGUGGCCUGUCACUGUAGUAGCUUGAGGUCCAGGACGUCCAUGGUUGUUCUCAACGUAACUAAAGCCCUCAUUUACCUGUGGCAUGGAUGCAAAGCCCAAGCCCACACGAAGGAGGUCGGAAGGACUGCAGCAAAUAAAUCAAAGAACAGUGAAUGCCCCCUGGAAGCAGGACUGCAUAGUAGCAGCAAAGUGACAAUACACGAGUGUGAGGAAGGCUCCGAGCCUCUGGGAUUCUGGGACGCGUUAGGAAGGAGAGAUAGGAAAGCCUACGACUGCAUGCUUCAAGAUCCUGGAAAUUUUAACUUCACACCCCGCCUGUUCAUCCUCAGCAGUUCUUCUGGAGAUUUCUUGGCCACGGAAUUCAUGUAUCCUGCCCGAGCCCCCUCUGUGGUCAAUUCCAUGCCCUUCCUGCAGGAAGAUCUGUAUAGUGCACCGCAGCCAGCGCUUUUUCUUGUGGACAAUCACCAUGAGGUGUACCUCUGGCAAGGCUGGUGGCCCAUUGAGAACAAGAUCACCGGUUCCGCCCGCAUUCGCUGGGCCUCGGAUCGAAAGAGCGCCAUGGAGACCGUGCUCCAGUACUGCAGAGGAAAAAAUAUCAAGAAGCCGCCGCCCAAGUCCUACCUGAUCCAUGCGGGUCUGGAGCCCCUGACAUUCACUAAUAUGUUUCCCAGUUGGGAGCACAGAGAGGACAUUGCUGAGAUCACAGAAAUGGAUACGGAAGUUUCCAAUCAGAUCACCCUUGUGGAAGACGUGUUAGCCAAGCUCUGUAAAACCAUUUAUCCCCUGGCUGAUCUCCUGGCCAGGCCACUACCUGAGGGGGUUGACCCUCUAAAGCUGGAGAUUUAUCUCACUGAUGAGGACUUUGAGUUUGCACUAGACAUGACAAGAGAGGAAUUCAGUGCACUGCCCGCCUGGAAGCAGGUGAACCUGAAGAAAGCCAAAGGUCUGUUCUGAGUGGAGAGAUGCUGGUGGAACCUGUUGUCACUUUCAAUACCAUUGGACCAGGAAAAUGGAUAUUUUUUUGGACAGGCAUUUUUAAAAAUAUUUUUUAAUCAGAGAUUUCAAAACCUGAAGUUAUUAGCUCUACCGCUAGUCCUGUAGUUGUGUAUUUUGUAAAUGUUUAAGAGAACUCUUCGGAACUCUCUCCGCAAUUCAGCAGGUAAUGUUAAUAAAAUCUGCGGUGCAGCUCAGCGGCGCUCCCCAGCAGAGCCACAGCACUGCCCCCUGUUCCAGCUCAGUGUUGCCGAUGUGUUUUAAGCAGUUCUCUUUAUAAAGUGUUAUUUUGAUAGUUUAUGGAGUCUAAAAUAUAUAUAUUUAUAUAAACACCAUAUAAAUCAAAUAUGUAUUUAACAAAGCAGUAUGCAUUCAUUCACUUUUAAGAUUUUUUGGGAGGUGUCAAAGUAGAUGGAGUUGCUUCUGCCGAUACGUAUCUUCACCUACGUAUCUUCACCGUGUUCAGAAACGUCUUCUUCAGCAUUACAUUAGGUCUUACUUCUUCUGAGUGCUGCUUCCGGUGCUAAAACAGAAAAUGUGCACAUCCUGGCAUGGAAUCUGUGCAAGUUCACCUUUCUACCUUAAUAUCUCCUCAACAUGUAUAGUGCCUUGUUUUUAUGUACAGUUUAUAUACAUACAAGUUUGCUCUGCAUUUUUUGAUCAUGGUUUGGAACAUUACCUACAAUUUUACUCUAAAAUAGUAGAAAUAAAAAAAACCCUUAAUUUCUAAUGCCUGUUGUUAACAUUAAACAUGUCAUUUUGCAAUCUAGGUCUCCAAAAUAAAAGCUUCAGAAUAAACACAGCAAUUAACUUAUUGGUUCACACUGAA
This is a messenger RNA of Myotis brandtii (Brandt's bat), 7881 nucleotides long. It is a transcript of the gene SVIL, whose product is annotated as supervillin. The coding region runs from base 135 to 7013 and encodes 2292 amino acids. NCBI's taxonomy places the organism in Eukaryota, Metazoa, Chordata, Mammalia, Chiroptera, Vespertilionidae. The transcript has 38 exons. Gene Ontology annotation, biological process: cytoskeleton organization; barbed-end actin filament capping; actin polymerization or depolymerization. Gene Ontology annotation, molecular function: phosphatidylinositol-4,5-bisphosphate binding; actin filament binding. The record is from RefSeq and is a predicted model, not a curated record. Gene Ontology annotation, cellular component: cytoplasm; actin cytoskeleton.